AUGGCUACUCGAAGUGUUGUUAUGUAUCAUUUUGAAAUUUCUAAGAAAGUAAAUAAAAGAAUUCAAUUUUAUGGAAAAUCAAUAACUGCAAGUGAAGUAAUUGGUGAAAUUCUUAAACAACGUAAAGACUCAUUUGAUAGAGAUGAAUUGCAUAUUUUUGAUGUACAAACAGGACAUGAGUAUGUAGGAAGUGAUCCAAUAACUAAAAAUACUUAUUUAUGUGUCAAACGACUUCCUCGUUCAGCUCGACAAAUGGUAAUGAAAAAAAUUCGUAAAAUUGAUUCGUCUAUUAAACCUACUAAACCACUUCCCAUAACAUUAGAACAACCAAUUGUUUUAACUGAGGAACAAAUUGCUAAGAAAAAAGCAGAAGAAGAAAAGAAAAAAAUUGGAAAUGAGAAGAACUCAUUACUCUGUGAAUGUGGUAAUUUACUUAAAGGUGCUGUUAUUUGUUUAAAUUGUGGUGAUACAAUUUGUGAAAAAUGUCUUGAAAAAGGUGUUUGUCCUUCUUGUAAUGAAGAAGUAAAUGAAGACAACACCUCUCCUAAACAAGAGGUGAGAGAUUGUGUUGAAGAAUUCAUAAAGAAAUAUCCUGAUUUUGUAGAGAAUUGA
Molecule: messenger RNA, 612 nt
Organism: Entamoeba dispar SAW760
Lineage: Eukaryota; Evosea; Mastigamoebida; Endamoebidae
Exons: 1
Coding region: 1-612 (203 amino acids)
Molecular function (GO): zinc ion binding
Source: RefSeq, a predicted model, not a curated record